AUUAGAUUAGAUACCCAGUGCGUUAUAUAACAAUGAUAGUGUAACUCUGUACAGUUGUGUCUGUGCUGUGAUAACCACUGUUUUUCUGUGUAAAUAUGGCGCCCGUGGUGUUACCGGUGACGAAUCCCGUGUGGCUGGGCGAGGGCCCGCACUGGGACAGCGACGCGAAGGCGCUCUACUUCGUCAGCAUCUUCGACUACACCAUCAACAAAUAUGAGCCGGAAACCGAACGGCACACCAAGUCCAAAUUUGAUGAGAUGCCAACCUUCAUAAUUCCGGUCGAAGGCAAGAAGAACCGCUUCGUGAUCAGCCAGGGUCGGAAAGUGGUUGAGGUGGAGUGGGACGGCGAGGACAACAGCGCCUCCAUAGUCCGGGUCAUCACCGAAGUAGACAAGGACAACCCUAACAAUAGGUUCAACGAUGCUAAGGCAGACCCGAGGGGCAGGCUGUUCGCCGGUACAAUGGGCCAUGAGUACGAGCCAGGCAAGUUCGACCUGAAGAAAGGCUCCCUGUACCGCAUCGACCCUGACGGCACGACCACCACGCUGGCCACCGGCAUCGACAUCGCCAACGGCCUGUGCUGGGACCUCAAGGAGAAGGCCUUCUACUUCGCCGACUCCUUCGAGUACACCAUCAGGCGAUACGAUUAUGAUGUGGAAACAGGAGAGAUAUCGAACCCCAAGACGGUGUUCGCGUAUAAGGACCACGGCCUGAAAGGCAUCGUGGACGGCAUGACCAUCGACACCGACGGAAACCUCUGGGUCGCCAACUUUGAUGGCAACCAGAUAUUAAGAAUCGACCCUAAGAAGAGCAAGCUGCUGCAGAAGGUCCCGAUCCCCGCGCUGCAGGUGACGUCGGCCGCGUUCGGCGGCGCGCGCCUGGACGUGCUGUACGUGACGUCGGCGCGCAUGGACCGCGGCCGGCCGCAGCCGCCUCCCGCCGGGGCCACCUUCAGCGUCACCGGCCUCGCCGCCAGGGGACACCCCAACUAUAACGUGCUACUUGAUUAAAUUAUCUUAAUUUAA
Messenger RNA from Trichoplusia ni (cabbage looper), 1025 nucleotides. Its product is annotated as regucalcin-like. Lineage: Eukaryota; Metazoa; Arthropoda; Insecta; Lepidoptera; Noctuidae. The record is from RefSeq and is a predicted model, not a curated record. Gene Ontology annotation, biological process: L-ascorbic acid biosynthetic process. Bases 96 to 1010 code for a protein of 304 amino acids. The transcript is spliced from 7 exons. Gene Ontology annotation, molecular function: gluconolactonase activity; enzyme regulator activity; calcium ion binding.